CUUUGUCGAGGCAGAGGAGGUCCGAGGGGCGAAGAUGAGUCUGCUCCGGACGCGCAGCAAGACUGUGGCGCGUCUGCCGACGCGCCGGACCUCAAAUUAUGAUCAGCGCCGGCUUGGUAAGCCGCGGGGAGGAGCAGCAGGGAGGGAAUGCUCUGUGCAUCAUAUUAGCGAGGCAGGCACCGCACUGGCAGACAGAUAGGCUGGGCGUGCACGCGUCCUCCCCUCUCCCUUUCCCCAUCGUGUGUUGUGUUGGCUUGUGUGUGUGUUGUGCAGGUCGUUACCCGGUGCCGUCUGAGGACGUGGUGUGGUGGGAGAACCGUUUCCAAGUGCCGGGCGGCCAGUGGGAGCACGUGGUGAGCCCGUUCCAGCUGAAGCUGUGGUUCGACUGGGCCCAGAAGUUCCCCGUCCGCUGGUACAGCCGCCUCAGCGUGUGGUUCUGGCAGUGGACAUACCCCGCCAUCAUCUUCUACGGCGGCUACUUCAAGUGCUGCUACGAGGUCGACCAGUCCAUCAAGGCCAAGUUCUGGUACUAAUCGACACACAUACCGACAGACACGCACAUACACAGACAGAGGGAGGGCUCUGUGCAUCGGAACGUGGCUCUGGUUUUUUGCUUUUGGCCGUGGCGUGAGAGAGAGGGUGGGGUGGGGUGCCGUCGGAGUGGUGUGUCGUGAGAUGGCUGGGUGUCUGGUGUUUCAAUGCCCAUGUUUGGGCGUGACUGGUUUGUAUGGCGCAUCGAUGUGUGUGGUCAAUUUGACCCCGGCGAGCAUCGACAACCGUUGCGGUCUGCACCGGCUGCUUCGGCUGACGAUGGUGGGCGGCGAAGGAUUGACCACCCAUGUGACGAUGCCUUGGAGUCACACAGAUGGAAGUGUGUGUGUCUGUAUGCACCCCGUAUCACGGCCAUCUGUCUGUGGGUGGGAUCGGUGGCAAACAGGCUGAUCUCGAUCAUGCGGCUGACUGGCUGGAUGUGCGUGAGGUGUUGCCGGCUCGAGACUCUCUGUAGUGAACCAAUGGGGAGAUGUAGGCGUAGUGGGCCUCUCGUGUAUGUCGCUCGAUGUGCAAAUGUUUGAUGCGGACACACGAGCGGUGGAUGAAGCGACGCUGUGCGUGGAUCAGAAGAAAA
Messenger RNA from Vitrella brassicaformis, 1126 nucleotides. NCBI's taxonomy places the organism in Eukaryota, Vitrellaceae. The record is from the annotation of a GenBank genome assembly.